Molecule: messenger RNA, 1334 nt
Organism: Myotis davidii
Lineage: Eukaryota; Metazoa; Chordata; Mammalia; Chiroptera; Vespertilionidae
Gene: KLHL35
Product: kelch like family member 35
Exons: 8
Coding region: 1-1179 (392 amino acids)
Molecular function (GO): protein binding
Source: RefSeq, a predicted model, not a curated record
AUGACGGAGAAGGUGCAACAGCUAAGGCAGGAGCUAGCGGGUAGCCCCCUCAAGAUGCUAGAGGGCCCCUCGCUGGAGGAGUCAGAGCCAGGCGCUGAGGCGCCCUGCUCGGGGUCUGGCCACGCGCAGCGCGUCCUGCAGACCCUCAACGCCUACCGUGGGAGCGGCACCCUCACCGACGCGCUGCAGAAGGUGGAGGCGGACGAGCUGCUGCGGGCCUGCUGCGAGUGCCGCCCGCUGCUCCUCGAGGCCCGGGCCUGCUUCAUCCUGGGCCGGGAGGCCGGUGGGCUGCGCACGCGGCCACGGAGAUUCAUGGACCUGGCUGAAGUGAUUGUGGUCAUUGGCGGUUGUGACCGCAAGGGACUUAUGAGGUUGCCCUUCGCCGACGCCUACCACCCAGAAAGCCAGCGCUGGACCCCACUGCCCAGCCUGCCUGGCUACCUGCGCUCAGAGUUCGCUGCCUGUACUCUCCGCAAUGACAUCUAUGUCUCAGGAGGCCACAUCAACAGCCAUGAUGUGUGGAAGUUUAGCUCCCAUCUGCACACCUGGAUCAAGGUGGCCUCAUUGCACAAGGGCAGGUGGAGGCACAAGAUGGUGGUCUUGCACGGACAGCUGUUCGUGGUGGGUGGCUUUGAUGGACUACAGCGCCUGCACAGCGUGGAGCGCUACGACCCCUUCUCCAACACGUGGGAGUCUGUGGAGCCGCUCCUGGAGGCCGUGAGCUCAGCAGCGGUGGUGCCCUGUGCUGGCCGGCUCUACGUGAUUGGGGGUGCCAGGCAGGACAACAUCAGCACAGACAAGGUGCAGUGCUUUGACCCCAAGGAGGACAGGUGGAGCCUGCAGUCACCAGCACCCUUCUCUCAGCGAUGUCUUGAGGCUGUCUCCCUCGAGGACACCAUCUAUGUGGUGGGAGGCCUCAUGAGCAAAAUCUACACCUACCACCCUGGUACAGAUGUUUGGGGGGAGGCAGCCAUCCUCCCCAGCCCCGUGGAGAGCUGUGGCGUGACUGUGUGUGAUGGGAAGGUCCACAUCACUGGUGGGCGGGAUGAUCACGGGGAAAGCACCGACAGGGUCUUCACCUUUGACCCCAGCAGUGGGCAGGUGGAGGCCCAGCCGUCCCUGCAGCGCUGCACCAGCUCCCACGGCUGCGUCACCAUUGUCCAGAGCCUGGGCAGGUGACUCAGAUUUGGACAGCCUGAGCCAGGAGCAGAGAGAGAAGGGAGAACUCAGGCUCACCACUCUGCUUUCCUCAUGGAACCGCUAUGUAAAUAGCCCCUUAACUUAUUGCCCCCUUUCUUGUAGAAAUAAAACGCCAUUCAAAGGUUGGCUCUGUG